Molecule: messenger RNA, 981 nt
Organism: Aegilops tauschii subsp. strangulata
Lineage: Eukaryota; Viridiplantae; Streptophyta; Magnoliopsida; Poales; Poaceae
Source: RefSeq, a predicted model, not a curated record
AUGACCACCGCUUCCACCCAAGCCAGCACCAUAGGUGCCCUCUCCACAUCCAUGGCAUCAGCCUCCACCUUCGCACCCUCCUCCUCCACCUCGUCCUAUCCUAUGUCCAUCGGAUCACCACCCCAGGAGAAGCUCACGAGGCAAAACUACCUCAUGUGGAAGGCCAUUGUGCUGCCCCAAAUCAAGGGCGCGCAGAUGGGCCACCACCUCGAUCCGGAGAGCCAAGCGCCGCCGGAGACACUCACCAUCACCAAAGAUGGCAAGGAGGAGCAGAUUGCGAACUUCGCCCGCGUCCUCUGGUAUGCACAACAGCAGCAAGUCCAAGGUUUUCUGAUGGGUUCAUUGUCUCGCGAGAUUCUUGCGCAGGUGGUCACCCUUCAGACACCGGCAGAGGUAUGGGCAGCGAUCCAUGCCAUGUUUGCUGCCCAAAACCAAGCUCAAGCCAUAAACACAAGGAUUGAGCUCACCAAUCUGAAAAAAGGAAACCUGACUAUGGCGGAAUAUUUGGCCAAGAUCAAGGCGCUCUCAGAUGAGAUCGCAUGCACUGGAUCGACGAUGACAAGCGGCGAGAUUGUUUCCCAAGUCCUGGCCGGCCUCGACCUCGACUACAACCCGGUCGUGUCGGCCCUUGCUGCGCGCGUGGAGCCUGUGACCGUCCAGGAGCUGAAUACCCAAUUGCUAAGCUUUGACGCGCGCCUGAAUCUUCUUCACGGGAUGAACGUGCGGCAGUCUUCAGCUAAUGCCGCCUCUCGUGGUCGCGGGUCUGCUCGGGGGCGCGAUCACCAGGGGGGCAAGAGUCGGGGCAACAGCAGCGGCGGGCGUGGCCGCGCAGCAUUCCUGGAGCAAGGAGUAGAUGGUACCAUCUGGUACGCUGACUCAGGAGCCACCGAUCAUGUCACCAAUGAGCUCGAGAAGCUAUCCAUGAGGGAGAAGUACUUUGGCAAUGAUCAGAUUCACACCGCAAGUGGUGGAGAAUUUUAG